GUAAUUUCACUCACCCAUUUGUGGAAUAUAGUCAUGGAUCUAUUAAUAAUAUAGUGUAAACGAGAAGAUGCAGUUGCUGUAGUGGGUUCUGUCUACAUCGUGAAAAAAAAACAACUAAGGCCUACCUGAAUAGGCCUCUAUGCCCCAGCUAGGGUACAGUGUGUGAGACAACCAUUAACACCCUCCUCGCUGCACUGCCGCUCCGAAGCUUGGCCCUUGACAACAUUGGCAUCUGAAAUCGAUCAACACGUCUUGAUGCUAAGCUGCAAAAAUGAAUCCUCGGGCCAGUGAGCAAAGUCCAGCAGAGGGUCCAAGGCUGCUCCAUUAAUCCUGCUGGAGAGCAUUUAGAAGGGGGGUUUCCAUGUAAGAAAGACACCCUGGAACAACAUGGACCACAAUUAAAGCACAGGCCCACUGUGCUUCAAAGCUGGGGUGAAUCUAUGGAAAACUACUGUUCUUUCAUCACUGCACAAACCCAUAACAAAAGCACUGCCACCAGGUCUGGCCAAGCCCAUGGGGUUGGUGGAGGGUCCCGGAGGUUUGGGGCAAGGUGGAGCUGCUGCCACUCUGGGGGAAGACAGUCGUGACGCGGAGGGCAAGUACGAGGAGUAUGGGUACAACGCUCAACUCAGCGACCGCAUCUCUCUGGACAGGAGCAUUCCCGACUACAGGCCCAAGAAGUGUAAGCAGCUGACGUACCCCGAGGACCUGCCUCAGAUCUCCGUGGUGUUCAUCUUUGUGAAUGAGGCUCUGUCUGUGAUUCUGCGCUCCGUCCACAGUGUCGUCAACCACACACCUGCUCACCUGCUCAAAGAGAUCAUCCUGGUCGAUGACAACAGUGACAGUGUUGAGCUGAAGUUCAACCUGGACCAGUACGUGAACAAGCGUUACCCGGGUUUGGUGAAGAUUGUGAGGAAUAGCAAACGUGAGGGUCUGAUCAGGGCUAGGAUCCAUGGCUGGAAUGCUGCUACAGCUGCUGUAGUCGGCUUCUUCGAUGCUCACGUUGAGUUCAACACCGGCUGGGCUGAACCUAUCCUGACCCGAAUGAAGGAAGACCACACACGCAUCAUCCUGCCCGCCAUCGACAACAUCAAAUACAACACAUUUGAGGUCCAGCAGUACGCCAACGCCGCCCACGGCUACAACUGGGGCCUGUGGUGCAUGUACAUCAUACCCCCACAGGAGUGGCUGGACAAGGGCGAUGAGACUGCCCCCAUCAGAACUCCUGCUAUGAUCGGCUGCUCUUUUGUGGUGGAUCGGGAAUACUUUGGGCAGAUCGGACUACUGGACCCCGGGAUGGAGGUGUACGGCGGAGAGAACAUCGAGCUAGGGAUGAGGGUGUGGCAGUGUGGAGGCAGUAUGGAGGUCCUGCCCUGUGCCCGAGUGGCCCACAUCGAACGCACGAAGAAGCCCUACAACAAUGACAUCGAUUACUACGCCAAACGCAACGCCCUGAGAGCUGCCGAGGUGUGGAUGGAUGAAUACAAAUCUCACGUCUACAUGGCCUGGAACAUUCCCAUGAACAACCCAGGUGUGGAUUUCGGAGAUGUGUCAGAGCGCCUGGCCCUGAGGAAGAAGCUGCAGUGUCGGAGUUUCCGCUGGUACCUGGAACACGUCUACCCCGAGAUGAGAAUCUACAACAACACUAUCACAUACGGAGAGGUGAGGAACAGCAAAGCCAGUGGGUACUGUCUGGAUCAAGGCUCAGAGGAUGAUGACAAAGCAAUCCUCUACCCCUGCCAUGGGAUGUCAUCACAGUUGGCGCGGUACUCCACUGAGGGCCUCCUGCAGUUGGGGCCCCUGGGCUCCACCACCUUCCUCCCUGAUACCAAAUGUUUGAUCGACGACGGCAGAGGACGAACCCCCAGUCUCAAGAAGUGUGAGGCCGUGUCCAGGAGCUCACAGCGCCUCUGGGACUUCACACAGAACGGCCCCAUCAUCAGCAGGGACACUGGCCGGUGCUUGGAGGUGGAAAUGUCCAAAGACGCCAACUUCGGCCUGCGCCUGGUGGUCCAACGCUGUUCAGGCCAGAAGUGGAUGAUCCGAAACUGGAUUAAACACCCACGGCACUGAUGAGCUCAUGUGCGCUACCGGGACACUGCUGGGGGCUUCAUGUUCAUGCAGGUGGAUUGCAAACUGCGGGGGUCCAGCUUCUGUUAGCGCAUUAGAUUGUGGUAUCUCUUUCCACUCGCGCACUAAGCUACCCUCAGGCCAUGGAGGGAGCGCUAACACAUCUUAAGAAGCAUUUGGAGCUCUAGCUAGGGCUCAAACUACUGCGUCGACUGACCCAUAGCUUUGACUUUAAGCUACAUGUAUAAAAUAAUACGACGCGUGUGCAGCUUCUGAGAAUGGGUCGCAGAGAUUGUCAAUUUUCUAUUUUAAAACAAGAAGGAGUGUGUCAGUGUGCGUGUGUGUGUUAUUUUUGAAGUGAAAUUGAAAAAAGGUGUAGCUGUCGAUCGCCAUAUCAAAGUGAUUAUUUUGGGCUAUGAUUUGGAAAAUGGCUUUGGACGUAUUGCGCUGCCCUGGUGAAGAACUGUAAUGGGUUUCAAAGGGGCUUGUUGUCUGUUGAAGAUAUCUGAUGGUGGAGAUGUUCAAACAGACGCCCACACACACCAGACUCCAGCUCAGUGUUACUCUGGACAGUAUUGCUCACUCAGACAAGAGCAAUCGAGUGCCUUUUCCUCAUCUUUCUGCUCCAUCAGACCGGGGAAUGUGA
Messenger RNA from Boleophthalmus pectinirostris (great blue-spotted mudskipper), 2716 nucleotides. It is a transcript of the gene galnt9, whose product is annotated as polypeptide N-acetylgalactosaminyltransferase 9. The record is from RefSeq and is a predicted model, not a curated record. Gene Ontology annotation, cellular component: Golgi apparatus. The transcript has 14 exons. NCBI's taxonomy places the organism in Eukaryota, Metazoa, Chordata, Actinopteri, Gobiiformes, Gobiidae. Bases 514 to 2073 code for a protein of 519 amino acids.